Messenger RNA from Adineta steineri, 1113 nucleotides. The record is from the annotation of a GenBank genome assembly. Lineage: Eukaryota; Metazoa; Rotifera; Eurotatoria; Adinetida; Adinetidae.
AUGGAAAAUACAGAUAGAAUUAUUAUUCCAAGUGAAUUAAUUGGUUCAGUGCCUCGACCUGAUGAACUGAUUGCAGCUUUGCGUAGUUAUCGUUAUGGACGAAUGGGUCGUGAACGUUUAAAUGAUUUUUAUACUAGAGCUGUCCAAACAACGAUUGAAGAACUUGAAGCAACAGGAUCGAAAGUUAUUAGUGAUGGUGAACAAACCAAACCAUCAUUUUUAAUUUAUCCAAUUUUUGACUUAGUUGAUGAAUCAUACUCAUUUUCAACUGAUUGUUUUUCUCUUAAAUUUGCAGAUGGUCAUCAACGUGCACUACCACGUUUAGUUAAAGCACCAUUUCGAUAUGCUAAAUAUGCUCAUACAUAUAUUGAUACUGCGAAAAAUUUUACAGGAUUACCAAUUAAACAAGCAGUUAUUAGUCCAUCAGCUUUAUCAAUGGUUUAUCCCGUAGCUACUAUUAAAGGUUAUUCACAUGAUCAAUUUUUAACUGAUUUAAUAAAUGAAUCGGAAAAAGAUAUUCGAUUAUGUCUUGAAAAAGGUGCACAUUGUAUACAAAUUGAUUUUACUGAAGCACGUUUUUCUCUUAAAGUUGAUCCCACUGGUCAAUUAUUACGUGAUUUUGUUCGUCUUAAUAAUCAAGUUUUAGAACGAUUUAUGUUUAGUGAACAACAUCGACUUGGUGUUCAUGUUUGUCCAGGUGGUGAUCAAGAUAGUUAUCAUUCAUAUGAUAUUGAUUAUUUAAAAGUUCUUCCAACAUUAUUUGAAUUACAUGUUGGCAAUUUUUAUUUACAAUUAGCAAGUGAAUCUAAUCGUCAACGUGUAUUAUCAUGUAUUCGUGAAUAUAUGCAACCAUGGCAUAGAAUUUUUGUUGGAGUUAUUAAUCCAGUUGAUCCUCGAGUUGAAACAGCAGAAGAAGUUUGUGAACGAGUAUUAGAAGCAGCAAAAUAUAUUCCCAUUGAACAAUUAGGUACAACAGAUGAUUGUGGAUUUUCACCAUUUGAUGAUGAUCAAUCAACACCAAGACAAAUUGCUUUUGAUAAAAUACGAGCACGUUUAGAAGGAACACGUAUGGCUGAAGAACAAUUAAUGGCAAGAAAACGAACAAAGAUUUAA